Molecule: messenger RNA, 2748 nt
Organism: Belonocnema kinseyi
Lineage: Eukaryota; Metazoa; Arthropoda; Insecta; Hymenoptera; Cynipidae
Product: transmembrane protein 114
Exons: 6
Coding region: 940-1686 (248 amino acids)
Cellular component (GO): plasma membrane
Source: RefSeq, a predicted model, not a curated record
UCUCGCGCGAAGCGCGCGUUUUGAUAUCUCUCUACUUCAGAGCAGUUGCAGUUUCAAACAAGUUCGAAACGGUUUUCAAGUAUUUUUCUCCCCUAGGCAAAAGUUCCUUCAUCCCAAUUCAUUUCAUCAAUCGAAUGGCACUGCACGUGAAGCCCCCCCGACCGUGAUCUCCAGAAAUACAUUACGCCGGCGCUCUAUAUAGAAUUCUGUGUUCUGCCAAGCCUCUGAUAAAAAAGUUCAGCCUAGAAUAUAGAGCCAUGGACAAUAUAGAUCUAGCUUUUUUACCGCGAGUUUCGGCACACUGACCUGAGAAAAUGCACUUGUAAGGAUUCAUUACCAGGCUCAGGGAAAUUUGAAAGAUUCUCUGGCGAGUCUGAAAGUGGUCGUCUACAGAAAUAAAAGGUUUAAUUUGAAAGGAGAGGCAUUAAAAUACAGCUCUAUAAAAGAAACAAAGAUUAUCCAAAUAACAAGGAAAGAUAUUCCGAGUCUUCUUUUGACUUUACAUAUAUGCUCUGAAUAGUAAUCAGUUCUGGAGUAAGCGAAAUUAUAUGAUAACAUGAUAACACUUCAUACAGAGAAAGCAAAUAAGUCUCAUAAAUGGGAUACGGGUCUACCGUUUAUUCGUUGGCCAGAGUCUUCAGAAACCUGUUGUCGAUUCGCGCCGAUUUUCCGGCGCGAGAGGAGAUCAUAGAUACUCGUCGACUCGAUGCGAUAUCGAAUAAGCUGUUGACCUAAGGAACCACAGAAAAGACUAUAGUAUAUUAUACUACAUGAUAUUAUAUUAAAUAUAUUUAAAAAGACACAAGUUGUUGUCAAAGAGUCCUUGUGGUGGGUAAUCGAAGAUAGAGGAAAAUUGACAUCAAGUCUUUAGGAUAUAAGGUUCUUGGGCAAAUUCAGUUAGAAUUUAUUCUGGAAAAAGUCUGAAGAAAUCUAUUCAGAAUGGCGAGUCGAAUGAAAGCUCUUUACAACCAAGUGGUCUUUGAGAGACGUGUUCUUCUUCUUUGCACUGUACUUGUUGGACUUUCAAUUUGUAUUUGGGCCAUAGCUAUCGGAACUGAUCAUUGGUUCACAGUUGAAUCUCCUACAUCAGACGGAGUCCCAAUGAAAGACAAAAAAGAUUCAUUGAUGCGACUUGUUAAAAAAAAUGUGGGCCUUUGGAGAACAUGUCUUAAAUACAGAAUACCGACCAAUGGCACCUCGGCUUUAAUGGAAACCUUGAGUGAGUGCAAACAUCAAGAUAUGUUUCCGACUGAACACGAGAUAAGAAGGGAUCCAGGACUGAAUAUUACAGUGCUCAAUUACUCGAGAACGGAAGUUUCAUUCGCUGUGAUCAGUAUGUUUGUGAUGAUAAUGGGUUUUGGAUUUUCUAUCUACACGUUCCGCAAUCCACGAUACAUGUUCAAACGACUAGCUGGUGGAAUCCAUUUUAUAACAGGUGCCUGUGUUAUGGUCGUCAUACAAGUGCUUCUUUCGUCCAUUGAAUAUCAAAAGCAUUUCAUGUUCGAAAUUCACCCACCGGAUGCGAUUACAUGUUACGGAUUUUCUCUGGUCCUGGCAUGGCUCGUCUUCAUCAUCAACUUGAUGUCAGGCUGUGCUUUCAUAAUCUUCUCCAAAAAAAGAAAACGUGACAAGGCUCCAACUGAAGAAAUUGCCAUGGCUGAUGAACCCACUAUCAUAGGGCGCUAAAAAUUGAUCAAGAUUGUUUAAUUACUAAAAAUAACCUAAAAUACGAGUAAAUAGGCCUGCGAUUUUAGAUCUCGAACUAGUUUUGAAAACGCUCGUAUUUUCUGCAAAAAAAAUAACUUGACGGUAGAGCUAAGAUGAAUAUUAAUGACUGAGAAUGUGGAAUUAUCAUUUAAAAUAAACUUCGCUAAAAUAGAGAGGUCAUUUAAAAUUGAUCUACAAUGUAGAUGUAAAAUCUAACUUCUUAAAAAGAAGAAUCUCAAAUUGAAAUAUGUUUACAUUAUUUUUUGGAAUUAGUCAGGAUUUGACUGUCAAUUAAUUUGAAUGAUGAUGGUAAAAUGAAAACAACUCUGCUCUUAGAACUAACAGAUAUGACACAGCUACCUUUUUCUUUUUUCAAGAAAAAAAGUGCCACGAAUUUUGAGACAUAUUCUCCUAAUAUAAUAUAAGUGAUAUCAAUAUCCUUUUUAUCCAACUCAAAAGUCUUAUAUAUAUACAUAUAUAUUCUAUUUUAAUGUUCCUUGACAUUUAAUUACGUAUAUUUCUACUUCUAGUCAUCUCUAGUCACUUCCAGUCAUCGAUUUCGGAAUUUCGAACUAUUAAAAUCUUCCAUUGCAAUUCACCUACAACCUUAAAAAAUGCGAUUCUUACCCUCCGCAAUCGUCUUAAAUAAUAAAUAAUUAAAUUUCAAAUACUGCGAUUAGAUUAUUUCAGGAUUUUUUGAAAUAUUUAUUAUUUCAAAUAGAAUUUGACACUGUUUUAAAUAUAUUUGCAAUCCAAAGCUGCUAAAUAUUUACGAUAUUAUUACAAGUCACGAAUAUUAUUUACAGAUUAUAAUUAGAUAAUCUAACUGAAGUUCGAACAAAUUUUCACUCUUGAAUUUUGGGACCUUUACAAUCCAUGAUUCAACGGGAAAUUAUAUAACAUUAUUUUUUCUGUUAACUAUUUUUAUUAUUAUCGACAUCACUUGUGGAAUACUAUUGUGUAAAAAUGAUUGAAUAUUAUAUUAAAAUGUAUAUUCACGCCAACUUUUAUCGAAUACUUUGUAACUAUUUAUAUAAGAAC